Messenger RNA from Megalobrama amblycephala (Wuchang bream), 3934 nucleotides. It is a transcript of the gene nfe2l3, whose product is annotated as nfe2 like bZIP transcription factor 3. Gene Ontology annotation, biological process: regulation of transcription by RNA polymerase II. Gene Ontology annotation, cellular component: nucleus. NCBI's taxonomy places the organism in Eukaryota, Metazoa, Chordata, Actinopteri, Cypriniformes, Xenocyprididae. Gene Ontology annotation, molecular function: DNA-binding transcription factor activity, RNA polymerase II-specific; RNA polymerase II cis-regulatory region sequence-specific DNA binding. The record is from RefSeq and is a predicted model, not a curated record. The transcript is spliced from 4 exons. Bases 407 to 2317 code for a protein of 636 amino acids.
AGUGGGAUUUUAUGAAUUAUGCAAAUUUGAGCAGUUGUUCCACUCCUAGGAUGAGAGGCUCGAUUCAGGACCGCCGAGGAGUUUUAUUGUUCUUUUAAUAAGAUAAAAAGUUUCAUGUUUUGUCUUUCGCUACAGAAUAUAGCAGAUAAGAAUGACUCGUUGUGGUUUCCUAUAUUAGGGGAAGGCACUGCAUCUCCGCAUUAUGAUGUUAUAGGCCAGGAAAUAAUGAAAAGCCGGUAGUGUGUAAGUGCAGCGAACAGUUUCGCCGGUCGGGGCUGCUCUUUGUCUGACACUGAGAGUAGUCAACGCGUGCUCUUUUGUUUGGGAUUUUGUCUUUGUUUAACGGCAAACGGGCGAUCUUUGUUCUCGUUCAGGCCUCCCGAGGUUGAAAUAUUUGUUUUGGAACAUGCAUCAUAUGAAGAAAUAUUUCACCGAGGGACUCAUCCAGUUUACGAUUCUGCUUAGUUUGAUAGGUGUUCGCGUGGAUGUCGACACUUAUUUGAGCGGCUACUUCUCGCCGUUGAUAGAGACGGACGGAGGGCCGAGCUCGGCUUUCAUACAAACCCCGUUUCACCACUAUCGGGACACCGCAGCGGGCCAUCAAGUGCACCCAAAAUGUCCCGAGCUAGACUAUUUUUUCACCAGCCGCAGGCUGCUGAAUGAAGUGCGUGCGCUCGGAUCCCCGGCCCGCUUCCCCACGCGUGUCAGCGCAUGGCUGGUGCACCUGGUGCCUGAUGAUGGUUCUGAUGUCAGUGAGCCACUCGACCUGUCAGGGGACCCUGAUAACGAGGACGUAAAUACCGAAAAUCACCUGGAAGAGGAUGAUCACAGGACUGGAGAGAGCUUCGGACUGUCAGUAUCUCAGGACUGCAAUGUUUCAAGGCCUUGCUGUGCAGCUGACGAACUUUCCAAAGAGGAAACUUUACUGAACCAAGAGAAUGAGGAGGAGGCUGUGAAAGAUGAAAGAGGGCAGGAAGAAACCAGCCCUGCUUCGCUGAACCAGCUGACUCAAAGCUCAGCAUUAGAGCAAGAGGAUUUGCCGGGUAGUACCCUUCCUCCACCUCUUUCUGGGCUUGAGCUUCCUCCACAGUGGCAGGACUUCCUCUCUGAAUUUGAUGAUUUUGACUCUAUGGUCCCUCAACGCAUUUCAGAUUUAGAAGCUGACCUUCCUAAUCCCAUCAGUUAUGAUGUAAGCCUUCAAGAUGCCAUGGUAACCGGGGGAGAUUCAUCUAAUUGCAGGCCGGCAUCUUCCCGAGCACCCCUCUUCCGUUUGGAAUCCACAAACUCUUCUCACUCAGACCCAUCUCAGAGCUUAGCAGGGGCACUUCCUUCAUCGCUCUUCUGUUUGUCUGGGAACAGCUCUCAUAAUGAAACCUCCCCUUCGCAGAUGGGAGGCUAUCUAGAUGAGGCUGUUUUUGAGCACAUCAAUAUGUUGGAUCUGGGUAAUCUCGGAACAAUCGACCCUCAGAUGCUGGAUGGCAUGCAAAGUGAGAUGGACACUCCAUGGCUGGAGGAUUCAGACUCUGGCCUCUCUUUGGAGAGCAGUUCUAGAAGCGCCGCAUCCCCGUCUACUUCGUCCGAUUCAUUUUGCGAGGAUGAGGGUGGAGCUACAGGCUAUAGCAGUGAAGUGGAAUCUCUUUCUUCAAAAGGUGGCGCUUGUGCAGCUGCUUACCGUGAUUGGUCGCCUGUGAACCUUCAUGACAACAUCUGGCAUGAUCAUACCUACUCAGCCCCACAGGCUCAAAAUUCCACGUCAUCUAGCUGGAUCACAACUAUCAAACAGGAAGUGAUGAGCGAAGAUGAGUCUGAACCUGAAGAGAUGAGUCGUGAUGAACGUCGGGUGCAGGCGUUGGGUCUUCCGUUUUCAGCCUGUCAGAUUGUCAACAUGCCUGUAGAAAACUUCCUGGAGCUGCUGGACAGGCAGAAUCUGUCAGGAUCAGAAGUCAUGCUCUUGCGUGACGUGCGCAGAAGAGGCAAAAACAAGCUUGCCGCGCAGAAUUGCCGCAAGAGGAAGCUGGACGCGAUCCUGGGCCUGCAGGGUGAGGUUGAUGGCCUCACGGUGCAGCGGGAUACUCUCCUGCGCCAGAGAGCCCACACAGCCAAGGCACUUUCUGCUGCUGCAGAACAUUUCGAGGCGCUCUCGAGGACUGUGUUAAGCCACAUCCGUGAUGAAUAUGGACAUCCUCUGAACCCUGAGCAUUACACACUGCACUGCAGUGCUAAUGGAAGAGUGAUGGUUCAGCCUCGCACAAACACAACGUCAAGGACAAUGACAGGUAGUAAGACAGUGAAGAGAAAGAAGGUCAAGAAACCUUAAGAGACUUUUUUUGAGAGUGUGUGUGUGCAUGCAUGUUUGUGUUUACACACAAAUAUUUUUGUUUUCUGAAAGGUGAGUUUUAAUCCUUGAGAUAAGAUGUUUUGAUGCAUUUCUGGCUCUUCUUUGUUCCUAAAAGCCAUUCGUAACUCAAGUGGAAGGCAAAAAGAAUACUGUAAAAAAUACUACACAUUUACAGCUUGGGAGUAGCUUUGUUCACUUGCAGGAGAGAAUGUACUGAAAACACUGGAUGUUGUGUAUAGUAAGAGUUUGUAUAAAGACUAUUUCUAAAGAGCACAUUUAAAAAUAAAACUUCAUAUUGCUUUUCUUUAACUGUUAAUUUAAAGGCAAGUUACUAAGUAAAGAAUGUUUGCAGAUGGUCACUGGAGGACCAUGUUAAAAAGUGUGCCUCUCUGUUUCUUGCAGGAUAGAGCUUAAGGGGAUAGUUCACCCAAAAAUGACAAUUCUGUCAUUUACUCACUCUCAUGUCAGUCCAAAUCUGUAUGGCUUUCUUUUUUUCUGCAGAACACAAAAGAAAAUAUUUUGAAAAAUGCCUGUACAAUGAAAGUCAGUCCAAUGUUGUUUGCCACUGUCGUUCUUCUUUUGUGUUCCACAGAAGAAAGAAAGGCAUGUAGGUUUGACAUGAGGGUGAGUUAAAAUUUUUGGCUGAAAUAUUAUCCCAUUAACACACAGAACCCCACAGCAAUGAUCCUAAUUCAAUUUAAACUACAGUAGUCAACAUCUGAAGUGGAUCAAAACCUUUCAUCAAAGUUGUCCUAAAACCUUCUUAGGACAUCUUAGUUCUUAGGACAACUUUGAUUAACUUUUUUGAUCCACUUCAAUGUUGACUACUGUAUUUGCAAACAUAUUAAUAAAAUACAACUUUCAUUAGAUGUAACUUGCAGUUACCUUCACACCUCAAUUUGUUUCUCUCACCACUGAGAUACACAGUUAAAAUAUUGUAAUUGUGUAUUCAUGACUAACAGUAUCACUCUGCUUAAACUGUUCCUUUAUAAUAAAUUACAUUUGCAUUUUACAUUUAUGCACUUGCCUAAAAAGAAAAAUUAUAAUGCUUUCUGAUAGCUUUUUAUAAAGGCUUUAUAAGGUUGGAUUGCAGUUAUGUUUUCAACUUAAUUUUCCUUUUUAUUUUUUGCACUCUGUUUGUCACAUUUUAAAUAUACAUAGAAGUGGUCAUCUUUGAAGUGAAGUCAAAGUAAAAACAAAGUGGAACUAAUUAAAAGAAAACAGAAUUGGUGAGUUUUGGUCUACCUCAUAGCACAGUUAUAAUUUAGAAAAUGCAAGUACUACAUCAGCUAAAUGACUAAUUAAUUAGUGAAUUAGUAUUAAAAGUAAUAUUGGGCCCAAGCAAAUGAUCCUCUUGUUUAUUUUCUUUAUUGGCAGAGUGGUUUGAUUUGUGUUUGUGAGUAGAAGUGGUUUCUCUCUCUCGCUCUUUCUCUCUUUCCUUCAGUUUUUCUUUGAUUUUUCUAUUUUGUGUGUUUUUGAGCAAUUAUUUGUGUAUGCGUGUGUAAGGGGUUGGAAUACCUUCAAUUUUAAACAGGGAUAUUCAAGAUCUGGCUCUUUUAUAUAUUUUAAAAUGAAUAAAGGAGGACAAAAAAGUUA